Paramecium pentaurelia is the source of this 1515-nucleotide messenger RNA. The record is from the annotation of a GenBank genome assembly. NCBI's taxonomy places the organism in Eukaryota, Ciliophora, Oligohymenophorea, Peniculida, Parameciidae.
AUGAAAUCAGCAUAUGCUUCUCUUAAAGAUUUAAUACCUUUAAUGCAAAAUAAACAGUCAAAAAUAAAAAUAAAACUUUAAGCAAUACAAAAUUAUGAAGAAUCUUGUUCAUGUAAUUAAAUGAGUUGUUUAAUAUGUUCUCGAAAAAGAUCAUCAUCAAUGAUUUCUCUAAAACCAUUAAAGCAUUCAGUAAUAAUGGAACAAGGAAAGAUAGAAAAAUAAGGCAUAGGUUAAAUUUAAGGCCUAAUAUCACGAAAAUUAUCAAGAUAAGCAUCAAAUUAAUUGUUGUAGUAAACAUAUUAUGGUGGAAAACAAAAUUAUGAACCUAAAGAUUCAUCUACAAAUUCAUCUACAUGGUUAUUGUCAAAAUCUAAUUCAAGAAAAAUAUCUUUAGACUAUUAUUCUCAAAAAGAAGCUAUUUAACCCAAACCUACAUAAUAAUAAGUUACUACAAUAAGUAGGUUGGUAUUUAGAUUUAUAUAUGUAAUUGGAAAAGGAGGUUUUGGAAAAGUAUGGAGAGUUGAGAUGAAAUAAACUAAAAAAGAAUUCGCAUUAAAAGAAAUGAUCAAAGCAAAGUAUAUUCUCUUAUAUCUUAGAAUUAUUUCGAAAAGAUCAGUUAAUUCAGUAAUGAAUGAAAAAUUCUUAUUGGAACAUCUUCGUCAUCCAUUUAUUGUCAAUAUGCAUUUUGCAUUUUAAGAUAGAGAAAAUUUAUAUCUUGUAUUAGAUUUAUUAAGAGGAGGAGAUUUAAGAUUCCAUAUUGGUAAAUUAAAAAGAUUUACUGAAGAUCAAGCAAGUAUCAAAAUUUUUUAAAUUUAGAAUUUUUUGCUUGUUGUAUACUUCUAGCAUUAUAAUAUUUACAUUCGAAUGGUAUUAUACAUAGAGAUCUAAAACCAGAAAAUUUAGUUUUCGAUAAAGAUGGUUUUUUACAUUUAACAGAUUUGGGAGUAGCUAGAUUAAAUAAGGAAAGUGUUGCAAAUGAUACUUCUGGAACACCAGGAUAUAUGGCACCAGAAGUUAUGUGUAAAAUGGAGCAUUCCUAUCCUGUUGAUUAUUAUGCAUUAGGAGUUAUUCUAUAUGAAAUUUUAAUUGGUAAAAGGCCCUAUAAUGGAAAAAAUAGAUAAGAAAUUAGAGAACAAAUUUUAGCUAAGUAAGCAUCCAUUAAAGAAGGAACACUUAAUGUUAGUAGCAAAGCAAUAGAUUUUAUAAAUAGGGUAUUAUUUAAUAAAAGUUAGUUACUUAUUCGUAAACCAUAAUAAAGAUUAGGAUUUGAAGGAAUUGAAGAAAUAAUUCAUCAUUAAUGGUUAAAGGGAGUUUAAUGGGCAAAAUUAUUAAAUAAAGAUAUGAAAUCUUUAUAUAUACCAGGAGUAACUUAUAUCUCUUAAUAAUAAGUCUAUUGAUGGUAAUAGUGAUUUUUAAAACCAGAUAUCGGCAGAUAGUGAAAUAGAAGAAGAAUGCCAAAGUUUAUUAAGAAGAAAAAGUGUAUAAAGUUUAUUCGAUGGGUAUAAAUUUUAAUGA